Molecule: messenger RNA, 891 nt
Organism: Oncorhynchus nerka (sockeye salmon)
Lineage: Eukaryota; Metazoa; Chordata; Actinopteri; Salmoniformes; Salmonidae
Exons: 9
Coding region: 1-891 (296 amino acids)
Source: RefSeq, a predicted model, not a curated record
AUGGGGCCGUGCAUCAUGAUGCAUAAGGUGAUGGCAGCGGAUGAAUGGCACGACAAUGGGCCUCAGGAUCUCGUCACAACCAUCCCGCAGGUGAAGAAGGCGGGUGUGGAGAUCCUGAGCUUGCGACGUUACACGUGGUCUGCAGUUGUGAUGCUCCAGCCCAAAGUAGACGGAAGUAGAUUGUUUGCAUGGAAGAGGUUAGUGCUAGCACUGCUGACCCUAGUGAUGUGGGUUCAUCCAACGCUUGAACGGAUACUGGAGCCAUCACCGGAAUGCUACUCUUUUGUCAAGUCCAGGUCCUCAUAUCUCCUCUACACUAGAAAGAGCUUUGUGGGGAAUGUCCCCAUUCUGGACUACAAGGUCACAGAGUUGACCAGCUUUGACUCUGGGUUUGAGCUGCGUACUCUGGACCCGGGGGGGAUAUUCUUUGGGGACAUCGACGGGCAGCAGAACUACUUCCUGCUGGCGGUGGUCCAUGGGAAUCUGAGCGUUCAGACGAGCCGCGGGGACAGACAGGUCCUCGUCACCUCAGGGCCAAGAUUGAGUAAUGGAUUAUGGAUGCCGAUUACAGUGAUGAAACAGGAGGGAGCUGUGGCUGUGCCCGUGGGUUCGGAGGCAGUCGUCACAGUUCAGCAGUCCGCUGAGAGCCACAUGGCCGAGAUAGGCAACAGAGUUACACAUGGGAUACGCAAAUUGCUGCUGGGAAGCUCUUCAGCUGAGCCAGAUGGUGCAGACUGGACUCUCUCUGUGGAGCUAGCUCUCAGAACCGUUUCAGCCAGAGGCUCUCUCCUCAUCCUCGUAGACACUCAGAAUGACUACAUUAUCUCCUUGAAACUCAACCACCCUUCACAGGUAACACACCGGAACUAUACAGCCUCACGGCCCAACUGA